Messenger RNA from Diabrotica balteata, 2143 nucleotides. Lineage: Eukaryota; Metazoa; Arthropoda; Insecta; Coleoptera; Chrysomelidae. The record is from the annotation of a GenBank genome assembly.
UACAUUCUCCAAAAAAGCUUAUGUAAAAAUGCAUUAUUAUAUAUGUAAUCAAAAAUUAUUUUAGCUUGAAGUGACAAGAUUCGACGUCCUCGAUGAAGUUAUGAAUGAUGUAAAACUUCGCAUACUUUUAUGGGAUAGUGUGGACUCUUGGGCGAAAACAGUCGACGAAUGGUAUCACAUACCCUUCGAUACUCUAAACGUGGACGAUAUGAACAUGUUUAUAGCCAAAAAUUUAAAAUAUAUAGCUCAACUAGAAAAAGGUCUACCAGUUAAUCUGAUCGUGCCAAAAUUUCGAGACGAAGUAGAACUUAUGAAAGAUAAACUUCCAGUUGUAUGCUACUUAAGAAACCCUGCGUUAAAGAACCGCCAUUGGAUAUUAGUAGAGAACCUAUUAAAUCAUAAAUUCAAGCCUGAUGAACUCAUGACUUUAGAACUAUUGGAGAAUCUAGGCGUGUUCAAUAAUCCUGCAGAGCUAAUGGAGAUAUCUGGACAAGCUAGUAGUGAAGCAGGACUAGAAGCAUUGUUGAAAAAGGUGGAAGAAGCAUGGAAAACUCUCGAAUUGCCCAUUAUUUCUCACAAAGAUGCCAAAGAUUUAUUUAUUCUAGGAUCACUUGAAGAUGUUCAAGCUAUUCUUGACGAAAGCAAUAUUAACAUGACAACUAUUGCUAGUUCAAGGCAUGUGGGACCAAUUAAACCUCGAGUAGACGAAUGGACCAAAAACUUAGACCUUUUCUCGAGGACUCUGGAUGAAUGGACAUCGUGCCAGCAGAGCUGGCUAUACCUUGAAGUAAUUUUCUCCGCACCAGACAUCCAACGCCAGCUGCCGAACGAAGCCAAAUUGUUUACCGUAGUCGAUAAGUCUUGGAAAGAAAUAAUGAGGCGUACGGCGAAAAUGCCUCUUGCUAUGGAAUCGGCUCUAUAUCCAAACACUUUGGAAACCUUCCUAAGGAAUAACAGUCUAUUAGAACAGAUCAUGAGAUGUUUAGAGUCCUAUUUAGAAACCAAGCGAGUAGCCUUCCCCAGAUUCUAUUUCUUAUCCAACGAUGAGCUUUUGGAUAUUCUCGCUCAAACUAGAAACCCCCAUGCUGUUCAGCCUCAUCUAAGAAAAUGUUUUGAUGCUAUAGCAAAGUUAGAAUUUGGUGUUAAAGUGCCAGACGAACCAGAAGAAGUCGAUGCAAAGGUAAAGGAUGAGUCGCCAGUGGAGGUAGUCCUGACAACUGAUAUUAUAGCUAUGAUCAGUCCCGAAGGUGAGAGAGUGGCACUUGGAAAAGGACUAAAAGCUCGUGGAAACGUAGAAGACUGGCUAGGCAAAGUCGAGGAAUCCAUGGUACUUUCUCUGAAAAGGCUAAUGAAAGCGUCCUUGAUCCAUUAUCAAACCCACCUAAGGACUGAAUGGGCACUGUGUCAUGCCAACCAAAUAAUUCUCACUGUAUCGCAGAUAAUGUGGGCCAAAGGUGUUCACGACAUUUUAGACGCUCCAAAUAACGUUAACAAAUUUAAAAAGAUGGAACAAUAUGAACAAAAAUGUAUAUCUGAUUUAAAUGAUUUAGCUAAAUUGAUAAGAAAGGAUUUAGCUUCAGUCCCAAGAAAAGUUCUUGUUGCAUUAAUAACAAUUGAUGUCCAUGCAAGAGAUACUGUUAGUAAUCUCGUGGCCAGCAGAAUUACCAACAGUUCUAGUUUUGAUUGGCUGAAAGUCCUGCGAUACUACUGGCACGAGUCUAUCGAUGACUGUCAAACUAGAAUGUCCAGUGCCUCUUACAUAUAUGGAUACGAGUAUCUAGGAGCCGCAGGUGUACUGGUCAUCACUCCUUUAACUGACAAAUGCUAUCUCUGUCUUAUGGGAGCCUUGCAGCUCGAUCUGGGUGGAGCCCCUGCAGGUCCUGCUGGUACUGGAAAGACAGAAACUACUAAAGAUUUGGCCAAAGCCUUAGCCAUUCAAUGCGUUGUAUUUAAUUGCUCAGAAGGUCUUGAUUACAAGAUGAUGGGAAGAUUCUUCUCUGGAUUGGCGCAGUCUGGUGCUUGGUGCUGCUUUGAUGAGUUCAACAGAAUUGAUAUAGAAGUAUUGUCUGUUAUAGCACAACAGCUGAUAACUAUAAGGAAUGCAAAGGCUGCUAAAGUACCAAGGUUAGUAUACAGUGGCUAA